This is a messenger RNA of Myodes glareolus (Bank vole), 899 nucleotides long. NCBI's taxonomy places the organism in Eukaryota, Metazoa, Chordata, Mammalia, Rodentia, Cricetidae. The record is from RefSeq and is a predicted model, not a curated record.
UGUGUGUGUUUAUCUAUGAGGCCACCAUUUGGCAACUCCCUUCUCUCCAUCCCUGUACUUCACCUACCCCAAACCUGCAGAAAAAAUGGUUAUUUAAGGGCAAUUGGAAUUCAGGAAAAACAAGACAAACCCUUGAACAAGAAGUUGCAGCAGCACCUAGAGGCUGACAACAUGAAGGUCCUCCUGCUGCUAACAGCUGUGAUCAUGGCCUUUGGCCCAAUACAGAUCCAAGGAGGCCUUGCAGAGUUUCAAAAAAUGGUCGAACUUAAGACAGGAUAUUUCAGUGGUCUAGUCUACCUCACCUAUGCUUGCCACUGUGGCUUGGGUGGCAGUGGAUAUCCCGUGGAUGAAACAGAUUGGUGCUGUUUUUAUCAUGACUGCUGCUAUGAUCGAUUGGAGAUUCGUGAUUGUGGCACGUUGUUAGGACUGCCCUACCAUUUCACCAAACAAGGGAACGAAAUCGUCUGCUCCUCCAACCAGGACCCCUGUCAGAGACAGCUGUGCCAAUGUGACAAAGUCGCCGCUGACUGUUUUGCCCGGAACUUGCAAACCUUCAAGUUUCCUUAUAUAUUCUAUUCCAAUAAGCGUUGCAGAGGGAAGACACCCAGCUGCUCAUUUUUACACUCUCUGGUAGUCUAGACAGGUCUCCUCUAGCACCCCCUCACCAGCUCAGCCACGUCCUCCCUGUGAUAAACACCCUUCUCCCACCUAGAGGCAGGGUAGGGGCCUUUCUGUCAUCACUCAGAUGAGACCCAAAACCUGGUGAGUUAGACUGAUCUUUCCCUGUCGCUCAUCUACCUUGGACGGGAAGAUCGUCUGCCUCCAGCUUCCCCUUGGCACCCAACCUCCUACCUCACAGUACCACGGAGGCUCCUAAAAAUAAAGUGCUUCACUAACAA